Molecule: messenger RNA, 2860 nt
Organism: Zea mays
Lineage: Eukaryota; Viridiplantae; Streptophyta; Magnoliopsida; Poales; Poaceae
Exons: 7
Coding region: 521-2431 (636 amino acids)
Cellular component (GO): cytoplasm; trans-Golgi network; endosome
Molecular function (GO): methyltransferase activity
Source: RefSeq, a predicted model, not a curated record
GCUUUCUGUCUGCCAUCGACAAUUGUCUUGGGUCCUUCCAAUGUAGUCGGUUAAAUUAGCCAACAAGAUUAUUGGCGGGCGACAUUGUCAAGAAAAAAAAUGAGCAGGGUUUUGAAAUGUCAAAAAGAUUGUUCAGAAACCAAUAGUCCGGAAAUUCUGUUCAGAAACCAAUAUGUCAGAAAUCUAGAUCACAUUUCUCGUCAUGGUUCAUGCAUGAAGUCAAGGACAGAAACGUUCACAUUCGUGCAAGAGGCCUAAUUCAGAGGAGCGAAGGCUAUUUCUUCUUCGGAAUCAUCUUCCUCCCAGGAUCCACUGCGCUCGCUGGGGUCUCCACACCAUUACCACGUGAGCAAGGACAGAGCUCGCAUAAAUAGGCAGGACCCGUGGUGCUACUCUCCUGUCCCCUUCCGGCCUUUUCCCCCCUUCUGGAGCUUGGGGGGAGGCACUCUGCACCUUCGUCUUCGUCUUGGCGUCCUCCAGCGCUCUGCCUUCCUGAGCUGGCUUCUUGUCCGCAGGAUCCAUGGCGAAGGACUACCCAGCUUCUCCGAAAGCUCAGCAGCUCCAGGAAUCCAAGAAGCAGCGCCUGACAUACAUCCUCGUCGUAAGCGCGCUCUGCAUCGCCUUCUACGUCCUUGGCGCAUGGCAGAACACCACGCUUCCAAAGCCCAUAGGCAACUCGGCGAUCACCCGGGUUGGCUGCGAUCCCACUGCCGCCACGGCACAGUCCUCUGGCUCUGUGCCGUCGUUUGGGCCAGGCUCCGGCGAGGUGCUUGACUUCGACGCACACCACCGGCUCACCAUCAACAACACGGACGGCGAUGGGGAACUGCAGCAGUUCCCGGCGUGCCCUCUCAACUUCAGUGAGUACACGCCGUGUGAGGACCGUAGGCGCGGGCGCCGGUUCGACCGAAACAUGCUAGUGUAUCGGGAGCGCCACUGUCCUGGCAAGGACGAGCAGGUCCGAUGCCUCAUCCCAGCACCGCCUGGGUACAGGACCCCCUUCAAGUGGCCUCGUAGCAGGGACUACGCCUAUUUCAACAACAUCCCCCACAAGGAGCUCAGCAUUGAGAAGGCGGUGCAGAACUGGAUCCAGGUUGAGGGCGACAAGUUCAAGUUCCCCGGUGGUGGCACUAUGUUCCCGCGUGGUGCUGAUGCCUACAUAGAUGACAUCAAUAAGCUCAUCUCGUUAUCAGAUGGGAAGAUCAGGACGGCUGUUGACACAGGUUGCGGGGUUGCUAGUUGGGGAGCUUACUUGCUGAAGAGAAACAUCAUCGCCAUGUCAUUUGCGCCGAGAGACACGCACGAAGCUCAGGUGCAAUUCGCGCUGGAAAGAGGUGUCCCUGCCAUCAUUGGCGUCAUGGCGAAGCAGCGGUUGCCUUACCCAUCUAGGGCGUUCGAUAUGGCACAUUGCUCGCGCUGUCUGAUUCCUUGGGAUGAACACGAUGGACUGUACCUUGCUGAAGUCGAUAGGAUUCUGAGGCCAGGAGGAUACUGGAUCCUCUCGGGACCUCCGAUCAAUUGGAAGACACACCACAGGGGGUGGGAGAGGACGAAGGACGACCUCAAGCGGGAGCAGGACAAGAUCGAGGAUGUUGCGAGGAGCCUUUGCUGGAACAAGGUGGUUGAGAAGGGGGAUCUGUCCAUCUGGCAGAAGCCCAAGAAUCACCUUGAGUGUGCCAACAUUAAGAAGACAUAUAAGACACCCCAUAUCUGCAAGAGUGACAAUCCUGAUGCUGCCUGGUACACACAGAUGGAAGCCUGUGUUACUCCACUGCCUGAAGUGAGCAACCAGGGAGAAGUGGCUGGGGGAGCGGUGGAGAAAUGGCCAGAGAGGGCGUUCUUGGUUCCCCCCAGGAUCAAAAGGGGCAUGAUUCCAGGACUGGACGCCAAGAAGUUUGACGAGGACAAGAAGCUUUGGGAGAAGAGGGUGGCCUACUACAAGCGCACCAUACCAAUUGCAGAGAACAGGUACAGAAAUGUGAUGGACAUGAACGCCAACAUGGGUGGGUUCGCUGCUUCUCUAGUGAAGUACCCCGUGUGGGUGAUGAAUGUCGUCCCUGUUAACUCCGACCGGGACACCCUCGGGGCAAUAUACGAGCGAGGGUUCAUCGGCACGUACCAGGACUGGUGCGAAGCUUUCUCGACGUAUCCAAGAACAUAUGACCUCCUGCAUGCUGACAAUCUGUUUAGCAUCUACCAAGACAGGUGCGAUAUAACUGGCAUCCUCUUGGAGAUGGACAGAAUAUUAAGGCCCGAGGGCACAGCUAUCAUCCGCGACACAGUCGACGUGCUCACGAAGGUCCAGGCAAUAACCAAGCGGAUGCGGUGGGAGAGCCGCAUCAUGGACCACGAGGACGGCCCCUUCAACCCGGAGAAGGUCCUCAUGGCGGUCAAGACGUACUGGACCGCCGAAGCCGAGGAGGAGCACUAGCACACGAGUGACACCGAGCUCACUUGAAAGCGUGAACCAAGCCUGUUCUACACUUCUACUACCGGUCGAGAGGGAUGGCGUCAGCGUUUUGCGUCUCAGUGUAGUAUGUAUGUCCCUUUUCACCUUUUCUCUAGUUCUUUGUAGCUAGCUACAAUCAGAUGGGAAGGUAAGGGAGAGUUUUGAGACGGGGGGGGGGGGGGGGUUGGUUGGUCCUCUAGUUGAGAUACAGGAAGCGGUUUUGUAGCAGGGGAAGGUUUCGCUGGUCUUGCGUAGGUUCCUGGCCCUGUUUCACGAGGGGUUGAACUAGGUUUUAGUUUGUAAUGCGAUGGCACCGGGCAGGCAUUGUUAAUCGUAUAUUGGGGUGACCAUAAUAGUAACAGGUAUUUAUUUAGUUUUCAUCUGAAAAAAAAAAGUGCUUGGAAAUUUGAA